AUGAGGGUCACUGAUUGGUUGAUGUCGAUUAAAGUAGUCAUUGAAAGGCUCACUUUGAACAUUAUUAGUGUAUAUGCGCCGCAGGCGGGAUUAGGUAAGGAGGAGAAGCGGCGUUUUUGGGAAGAUUUAGACGAGUUAGUGGGAGGUAUACCGCUUACUGAGAACCUAUUUGUGAGAGGUGGUUUCAAUGGGCACAUCGAGCCUAUUUCGGGGGGUUAUGAUGAUUUGCAUGGAGGUUUUGGCUUCAGGGACAGGAAUGGAGGAGGAGUCUCACUUUUGGAUUUCGUAAGAGCUUUUGGGUUGGUGAUAGCCAAUUCGAGUUUCCCAACGAAAGAGGAGCACUUGGUACUCCUUAGGAAGGAUGAUAAAGGUCUGUGUAAAUACUGUAAGGUUAUUCCAAGCGACAACUUUAGAAGCCGACAUAUGCUCCUGGUGAUGGAUUUAGAGAUCAAGAUGAAGAAGAAGAAGAGGGUAGUGGAUGACCGGCUAGGAUCAGAUAGGGGAGUUUGA
Lycium ferocissimum is the source of this 510-nucleotide messenger RNA. RefSeq lists its product as uncharacterized. The transcript has a single exon. Lineage: Eukaryota; Viridiplantae; Streptophyta; Magnoliopsida; Solanales; Solanaceae. The record is from RefSeq and is a predicted model, not a curated record. Gene Ontology annotation, biological process: chromatin remodeling. Bases 1 to 510 code for a protein of 169 amino acids. Gene Ontology annotation, cellular component: nucleus.